CUUGUGUUAUCCAGCUAGUUCAAUUAUUUGAAUUUUGAGGCACUCAGCAUACUGUACCAAAUGUUUCCCUUUAAUGCUUAAUCAGUGGAACUUUCAUACUACUAAGUAGGAAAAUUGUUGAAGCAAAAUAUUAGUGUAGUUUAGUUUAAUUUAAAUAUUUCAUCAUCUGGUAGAACAUGUAGUGAUGAUUACAAACAAGUGUGAAAGUGCAUGAGUCAAUUCAGGGGCAAUUUUUGUGGACAUGGGACACCCAAUUUAGAAUCAACUUGCUUCAUUAUAUACCUAACUUAUUGCAUCUUCAGAAUCGUUCCUUUCUUAUCACUUCCCAUGAAUCUGUGUGUUUGAGAUGAAAUGGUGUUAAGGUUUCCCGUCAAGAUUUAAACAGUUGAGAACCUAUGACAAUUAUGGCACCUUAUUAUGAAACCCAAGUUUCCUAAUUGUCGUGUAUAUGUCACCAUGCUGCAUUUGUGUUUUGCUGACAAACAUUAAGGAUGAGAGGUUGAGGGUGCAUGAAAAAUAUGUAAAAGUCUUUAUAGAUAAAAGGCACUUCAUUCCGACUCUCUAUCAAAAACGGCUUCACUAAUCAGUGUCUUCAAAUUUAGUUAAAGAUAUGCCUACUCUACAUGAAAACCUCUGUGCUCGACGGCUUCAAAUUUACAUUUUCGUCACUGCUCAUGUGCUACUCGUCUUCUAGUUGCAUUCUAUUCGCUUCCUGUUCCCUGCUCCAUUUGGUAACACCUAUUUGGCUGCGAAUUAUGAUUAGCUUAAUAUAUUUAAACCCUGACCCUUGCAUAAGGACCUAUUUCUGAUUAUUUGUUAUUCCUAUUAAUUAUGUUUUUGCAAUGUUUUUACUCUGCACUAUGAUGCUCACUGAUUUGGUUGAUAAUUAAAUUCAAGGAGGGGGAGAAAAAGAAGCGGAGCUUUAAAAAUGGAAAGCUCUUUUGUGAUUGGGAGAAAAUUCUAGCUUUUUCUUUUCUGUUGAUACAUCUUAAAUUGAUUGAUUUGUAAUGUAAUUGAAGUGUCAAUGUCCACAAGGUAACAUAAGGCAUUAAGUGUAUCUUCUAAUUGGUAAGUUACUUUCUUUCCAGCUUCAUUGAUAACAUUAUUAAAAAUUAGAUAUCACAUGCAAAGGGAUAAAAGUAUGUGAUUGUGAUAUUACAUUAUCUUGUUCUGUUUUCAUAUAUGGUGAUAAGGUGAUUCAUAGUAUCUGAUGUAUAUGAAAUUUGAAUUUCAAAGAGAAAUUUUAUUUUUCUUAAGUGCAUAAAUGAAUCAAAUAUUAUUUUGUUUUAGUUCAGUGCAGUUUAUGCAUCAUUGCUGAGACUCUCAUUUACUUUUCAUUAGAGUUCACAGGAUUAGGGAGACACGGUUGAUUUAUCAGGACCUCUAAUAUCUCAAAUGCACACCGUCAAUGAGCUCUUAGAAAGACAUGUGCAACAUCUACGGCAUACUGUCUGGCGAUCAUGGUUUCAGAAAGGAAGGGCGACUAUUAUCAGUAUCUGGCCGAAUUCAAGUGUGGUGAUGAGAGAAAGGAGGCUGCUGAUCAGUCCAUGAAAACAUAUCAAGUUUUCUUCUAUUUAUCUGUGUGCUGUUAAGGGUGCUGGAUGUUUCUUCUUGCCAUGCCUUUUAGCAACAACACACCAGAAUCCAUACGACCAAUUUCCAUGCAGACCUUCACUUCAAUGAUUAACGAAAUUCUAAACCCUUCAACACCAAAAAGCACGGUUUCAUCAAUCUUCAAAACCCUAAUCCACUCCCUCCUCCAUUCUCCAGAAUCACACCACAGCCAAAUCCUCAAGCUCAUAACUGACCUCUCUUCCCACCACCCUUCCCUUGCCCAACUCGCCCUUGACUCGCUCCAAUCCAUGUUGCCUCAACUCACUGACCCGCCAAGUCAACUCACCAUUGAGUACCUAGAUGCACUUGUCAACAUCUCGGAGAGGCCCGUAGAGGUUGACGACUCUCUCUUCACAUCGAUAUGCCUGGCGGCAUCGUUUCCGGUGAGGCUUUGGAUGGUGAGGAAUUCAGGUUGCCGGGUCAUGGUUCGACCCGAGUUGUUGUACCCGGUUCUGAUGGGGAUGACAAAGGAGCCUUACCCAUGUUUGAGGGAGGAAGCAUUGGAAGCAUUGGUUCGGUUGGGAGAGUGUGCAGUUUUUGAGGAGGUAAGCUUGGUGAAAGGUUGCUAUGAGCGUGGUGUUCAGCUUCUAAGUGAUAACGAAGAUUGCGUGAGGAUCUCUGCUGUUCGAGUUGUAGCUCUAUGGGGCCUGAUGUUAGCAUCUUUUAAUGUAGAUACGAAGACCUAUUGGUCCAACGAAGUAUUUGCCAUGCUCUGUUCUGUGGUGAGAGAUAUGAACAUGAAGGUCAGGGUUGAAGUUUUUAAUGGCCUUGGAAAGAUGGAAAUAGUAUCCAAGGAACUUCUUAUGCAAAGCUUGUCAAAGAGGGUUUUAGUUUUGGAUCAAAGCCCAACUGAACAAUUUGUGCUGCUUGCAAGUAAUGUCGCUGGUGCACUAGUUCAUGGGGUUGAGGAUGAGUUCUUUGAGGUCCGGAAGUCUGUAUGCCAGUCCUUACGCGCCCUGACGGUACUCUCAGUUGAGUUUGCUCAUGCAGCCUUAAACUUGUUAAUGGAUGUCUUGAAUGAUUAUAAAGUGGAAGUUCGGUUCCAAGCUUUAGAAACUAUGCAUCACAUGGCAAUCAAUCAUUGUCUAGAGCUUCAGGAAAAUUACAUGCAUAAGUUUCUUGAUGUUCUAGAGGACAAUAGUAGUGAAGUGAGAUUUUCUGCCAGGAAAAUAGUUCGACUAAUGAAGCUAAGAAAUCAUUUGUUGUUCAAGUCAACUAUGGAUGUUCUUCUAAAAAAUUUAGACAGCUAUCCACAGGAUGAAGCUGAUAUAUUUUCUGUUCUCUCUCAUCUUGGCCGAAAUCACAAGCAAUUUGUAGAUUUAAUUGCAAAUGAAAUCGCUGAUGAGGUAGAAGCAAGUUUUGAAGGAAAUAGAGAAUUUAAUAGUGCAAGGAUGGCUGCUCUGUUAGUCCUAUCUAUAUCUGCUCCAUUCUUGAAUGCAGAUGUUGGCCCUAUACCACCAGUAAUAUUUUCUUUUGCGGCUACAUUUUUAAGUAGGAUUUGUUGCGCCUUUAGUGAUGUCAUGAAUCGGGACACCCUCUUGGAGUACCUUAUUCAGAAAAGCAGCUCGAUGGUGCAACCUGAAGUAAAUAUUAGUAAUGGGGAAGGACAGAAUCCCUUGGCUAAAGACAAUGUUCAAAAUGUUGCUGGCAAUGAGAUGAUUCAUUCUGAAAUAACUAUCAACAAUGGGGAAGGACAGUUGCCUUUAUCCAAAUACAAUGUUCAAAAUGUUGCUUUGGAAAUGAAGCCGCCAAAUGAUGUAGGCCAACAUAAGCGGCCAGUGCAUGAUAGUGUUGUUCUAACCUACAUAAAUUACAUCCUUGUGAAGCUCCCUAAUAUAUGGCCAAAGGUACAAUCUUGUUCUGCAAACGAAGUGCUAUGUUCCUUGAGGCAUUGGAAGGAAGAAUUGACAUCUUUGACAUUUGACUCUUCUGCUCCUGCUGAUGCUUCAGCAUUUGCUUUAUUGUAUCUUAAAAUAAUAAAGUUGGUCGUAGAAGUCUGGGAUCACUUGGUGCGAAAAACGGAGGUGGUCUCUGGAACGGUUGAAUUGGAAGACAAGUUGGAAAAGCUUGACGGGAGGGCUAAAGAAUUGAUGAAUCGUUUUGUAGGUUUCUCUGCAGAAGAGGAAAUCUCUGUUCUGGAGCUAAUUUUGUUGACUUACACCCUCAGGCUUUGCAGAGCUGAAAUCUGCAGUCGCAAUUUCAUAUUCAAGAGGAUGACGAUCAUAUAUUUACGCACCGAGUCAUUCCUUAAAUUGAGAUCAGAUGUUGCUUCCGGUUUUGUAGCUGAACUUGGGAGCUUAAUACGUGAAAGUAGCAACGGUGGAGCUUCCUGCAGUUCACUUGCAUUUGAUAACUGUCUAAAGUUGUUCUCCCCGAAGCGGUUGAUGAUUCGGGAAGGAAUCAGACAUAGAAGGGCAGAACUAAGUAUUCCUAACAAUUGCCCUGACUAUCCUCUUCCCUUUGCACCAGGACUAACUGCUAGUAUACCAUGUGACAUAACAAUACAUAACAUUUCAAGCAACUGCAGAGCCUGGGUUAGAAUGUGUAUAAAUGAUGGCUUUACACAACAUGUCUACUUAGAUUUGCAAAGUUUUGAAGUAUCUGGAGAGGUGAGAAAAAUUUCUUAUGCUGUGCCAUAUUACAGAACCCCAGAAGUUGAUUCUUUCAACUUGAAGGUUUGCAUUGGUUUAGAAUCUUUGUUUGAGAAUAUUACUCCAGUCCAGGCACAUGGGGGCCCAAAAUGUGAACUGGUACUUCUAUGUGAAGAGAAAAUAGUUUAUCUUUCGAGGGUCUUAUAAAAAAACUAAGUUAUGGCCAACUAUCUUUAGCUUAUCAAAGAUUAAUUUAUCUAAUAUUUUAAAAUUAAAUAUCAGAAAUUGAAUUAUUUUUUAUUCGAAAUUAAUUUGCAAAAAAAAUGUUGAAAUCAAAUUUUGACGGUCAAUAACCAACAAAGGAGGAUCCUGCAGCUAAUAAGUGCUCAAGUAAUGUAGUAACGCUUGCUUUUUAAUGAUUGUAAUUAAUCUAUAUAUUGAAUUAGGAGAUUGAAAACAUCUUUUUCACAUUUUAAGUUGAUUAAAAAUGAAAAAAGGGUGACUUGUAC
Arachis stenosperma is the source of this 4714-nucleotide messenger RNA. Its product is annotated as protein SIEL. The transcript is spliced from 10 exons. Lineage: Eukaryota; Viridiplantae; Streptophyta; Magnoliopsida; Fabales; Fabaceae. Bases 1602 to 4412 code for a protein of 936 amino acids. The record is from RefSeq and is a predicted model, not a curated record. Gene Ontology annotation, cellular component: endosome. Gene Ontology annotation, biological process: intercellular transport.